CCGUUCCUUCCCAGUACAUCUUCCCAGAAUGUUUGCUUCCUACCUGAUGUACUGCGACAUGUGCAAAUUAAGGGGCUGGCCGUGUAAAGGUUGUAGGUCUUUCAUAAGUGGUUUAGACAGUGGAGGCUUUGGGGGUGGCUUUGAUGGUGGCUUUGGUGGAGGCUCUGGGGGAGGCUUUGGUGGAGGUGCAAAGGCUGCCUAUGAAGUUACUGGUACAAGAGGACAAUAUGGCGGCAGCGUCUUUGGGAACAAAAAGGAGACCAUGCAGAACCUUAAUGAUCGUCUGGCCAACUACCUGGACAAAGUGAAUGCACUGGAGGCGGCAAACGCUGAACUGGAACGGAAGAUUAAAGAAUGGUAUGACAAGCAGCCCACUACCAGUGAUGGAGGAAAGGACUACAGCAAAUAUUACUCAUUAAUCGAUGAACUAAAUCUGAAGAUCACUAAUGCAACAAAAGACAAUGCAGGAAUCACCCUACAGGCUGACAAUGCCAGGCUGGCUGCUGAUGACUUCAACAACAAGUAUGAGAAUGAGCGUGCCCUCUACCAGAUGAUGGACAACGAUAUCAAUGGUCUACGUAGGGUCGUGGAUGAUUUUACCCUUUCGAAGUUUGACCUGGAAUCCCAGUUUGAGGGUCUUUUUGAGGAAAUGGUGUUUAUCAAGAAGAAGCACGAUGAUGAGAUCAAGGGUACCCAAAACACUAAACUUAGCCAAGUUAGUGUGGAAAUGAAAGCCCAGCCUGGUACUGACCUGACCAAGAUACUGAAUGACAUGAGAGCUCAGCACGAAGCACUGGCUGAGAAGAAUCGCAGGGAAGCUGAAGAUCUUUACAAUACAAUGACUGCAGAACUGAGACAACAAAUAUCUGCUGGGGCGGGACAAAUGCAGGCAAGCAAAACUGAAAUCUCAGAACGUAAAAGAACACUCCAAGCUCUUGAAACCGACCUUCAUUCAAAACUCUCCAUGAAACAAUCUCUGGAGUUGAUGUUGGCCGAAACUGAGGGCAUCUACUGUAUGAAACUGUCAAGGAUACAGGUGACCAUUUCCAGCAUAGAAGAACAUCUGGCACAGCUCAAAGCAGACUCGGAGUCCCAACACUCCCAGUACCAACAGCUCUUGGGCAUCAAGACAAGGCUGGAACAAGAGAUUGAAACGUAUCGCAGGCUGCUGGAUGGAGAAGGGAGCAAACAAACAAGAGACCAGGGACAAGGAAGGGGCAGUGGCUCUGAAAGAAAUAGCAGCGUGGACAAAGACGUGGCUGGUCUAGGCUCUAUUGAUUCUGGAGGAGGGAGAACCAUCAGAAUUAAGAAGACAGUGGAAAAUAUUUUGGAUGGAAAGGUUGUGUCAAUGGAGGAAGGGGUACAGAAGUUAUAAGACAGUAUAAAUACAACUGCCUGGGGCUCAGGAACCCAGCAUUACAUUACUAUGCAAUAACAGACCUUUGCCUGUGCCGUCUGUGCAUGUUAAACGAUCCCAUACAGUACUGUAAUCCUCUAUAAACCCCACCUUCCUGAUCUUCCUGUUGCUAGGCUUACCAAUAGAAAUGAUUCCACAAUUUGUUCUCUUAAAGGAGACAUAUUGGAUAAAUGGGGAAAAACCCUAAUUUUGUAGGCAAUUAUGAAUAAUAUACGGUGCU
Molecule: messenger RNA, 1637 nt
Organism: Xenopus tropicalis (tropical clawed frog)
Lineage: Eukaryota; Metazoa; Chordata; Amphibia; Anura; Pipidae
Gene: krt54
Product: keratin 54
Exons: 8
Coding region: 29-1375 (448 amino acids)
Cellular component (GO): intermediate filament
Molecular function (GO): structural molecule activity
Source: RefSeq, a predicted model, not a curated record